This is a messenger RNA of Camponotus floridanus (Florida carpenter ant), 3766 nucleotides long. RefSeq lists its product as uncharacterized. Lineage: Eukaryota; Metazoa; Arthropoda; Insecta; Hymenoptera; Formicidae. The coding region runs from base 847 to 3603 and encodes 918 amino acids. The transcript is spliced from 6 exons. The record is from RefSeq and is a predicted model, not a curated record.
UUGUAGAUACACUGGCUUAAAUAAGCAAAACAAAGAGUGAAAAUGUGCUAGUUUAUAAAAUGAAAAAUUAUAUCUUUGCUUAAUUUUAUCGUACAUCUAUCUUUACAUGUGUAAAAAUAUUAUAUAGAGUUAUAGAGUUACUGGAAGCUUCAAAAAAUAUAUAUGUGUUCGUUCAACUCUGCUGUACAUGAUCGGGUUUUACAUAUUUCUCACAGAAUGCGAACUCGAAAUUUGCGUGAAUACUUACAUUUCAAUCAUUUAGUAUAAAAAUACUGAAAAAAGCAAACAAUCAUCAUUGAUGUCGUCGAAUUCUCCAACGCUAGAACCUCCCAAUGAAGUAUUCUUCAGGAAUGCCAAUGGGGAACGGCUGAUACUGCAAGACAGCGCAAGUGUGAAUCUGUCGAGCACCAACAGUAUAAAUUUCUCAUUGCGAAAAAUAGACGAAAAAUAUUUCAAUGUCAAUUUCUGCUUAGUUUUAUUCUGUGCAACUCUCAGUGUAUGGUUUAUACUGCCAGGAACUUUAAUUCCUCUCGUUGUAGUGUGCGUUUUGACAUUGGGACACAAAUCAUUUAUCACCUCUGGAAAGCAAGAUACAUUGUUGAUUGUAGAAUCAAUAGGUGUACAUAUUAGAAGUAAACAUACCGUGUACAUAUUGAACAGACAUUAUGUUCAUUUUACAUCUACAAGUUUCUUCUCAUGGAACAUGAUAGAAGAUGUAUUUAUUAAUGAAGUUAUAAAAGGACAAAGAGUACUUUAUUAUCUGACAUUUAUCGUAAAAGAAUCAACUGAUAGACAAGAUUCAAGAAGAUUAGUUCCAGUGUUUCAAGAUUUAUUACCUGAGAGAAAAUGCCUGGAAUACAUUUACAGACGUUUAGCAAAUUUGAUUGGCUCAACCCAGAGAAGGAGAGCCUUUUAACCAUUCCUGGUUCUUACUGGUUAUGCCAUAAAAAGAACAUAUACAAAUUUAUCUUUAAAUAUCAUCGUACAGUCAAAAAUCCUAUGCAAUUUUCAUAUGGACGAGAAUUAUUAAAAAUCGUUAGAAGAAUUAUAAAAUGUCACCCGAAUCGGGGUCAACAGUUUGACACAUCGCAUCUUCUUGUCACUUAUAAUUGUACAUCUUGGACCCGUCGAGAUAAAAUGUUUGCAAUACUAAAGUUCCAGCAACGAAGUAAUGCUGCAACAUUUUCACAUGCAUUUGUGUUAACUAUAAGCUUAAAAUAUCCUACUGUUAAAGAAGCUGAUGCAGAUACUACGUUUAAAAAUUUAAAUGUUUCCUUGGAUACCAAAGAGAAAAUUACUGAAAAUGCUGGCGAAAGUCUAAAUGCAACUACAGCUGAAGUACAUUUUGUUGAUGCAGAAUUUCAAGAUAAUAUAAACGAAAAUAAGUCUAAGAAUUGUAAUAUUAAAACAUGUGAAGAAAAUAUAGAUCAACAUGCUAUUGAUCGUGAUGUAAAAAAACAAUCUUUAAAGAGCACAAAGAAAAUGGAUAAAAUUUCAAUUGAAAAGUUAGAUGAUGGAAAUGAAGAAACAAAAUCGAUAGCAGUACAAAAAUCAAAUCAGGAAAUGCAAAAUAAUAGGAGAUACAAAAUAUUUUCUUCACUGGAAUCGGGAAUAAUCAAAGAUGAUGUUUCUAAAUGGACAUUAUCAAAUGGAUUUGGUUUUUAUGAAGAUUCAAUGGAAACAAAUAUUUGUCCUUUAAAUGAUAAAAAUGUUUUAGAUGAUGGCAGAAAGAUGAUCAACGAGACUAUUGCAGACUCUGAUAAUAUAUCAGAUCAAUAUUUUAUCGAGAAAGAAAUACAAUGUAACAAGAGAUCAAAUUCUUCAUUCUCAACCAUCAGUCAGCCCCUGCAAAAAGAUUUCCGAGCAGAGAUGAAGAAUAUAAACGAACACUCCACUCUGGAAGUGAUUAAAAGAAAUAACAACGAGUCUAUACACACAAAAUUAAAAGAACAUAAUAAUGAAAUGACAAAAACAGAUUUAAAAUUUGAAGAUAACAAGCAACAUACUACAAUAAUUAUUGACAAUAAUUUAUCGACAAACAAUACGUAUAAAUCUUACAAAUCUCGUAAACAAAAAGGCAGGGAAUUUGAGAGGAAGACCAUAUCCGACGACAAGGUUUUGCGUUCGUCUAACAUCACCGAUUUAGUAAUGGAGGGCUUGAUGUUCACUAUACGUCAAGAUCAGGAUAGUGUAGCUGUUAUCGAACAAAAAACCAAAUUGGAAAUGGACGAAGUAUUGGAGAAUUCUGAGAAGGUCGAGACAAAAGCUGGAGAAAAGUGUUUGUUAAAUUCGAGUCUCCUGAAACUCGAGAACUUGGUAACAAUGAUCGAUUCACCUCAUAAUGAACAGCAACAUAAGACUUGCCAUGCAAUUUCUAAUAGCACGUGCUUAUCUCCGUUUAGUAGUUUUUCUAGCAGUACUAUAUAUAAUUUAGAUGUUAAUAGUAUAGACGAAAAAAUGGAUAAAUUAAAUAUUCCUACAAAUUAUGACAAGCAUAUCGUUAAAGAUUAUUUAAAUCCAUGUGAGUCUCGAUGGCAGAAUAAAUAUAUUUCUUCUAGUAUUAAGAAUAAUGAUGAUUGCUCUUCACGAGGAAUGAUAACAGAAGGAAAUAAGCAGUUAAUGAAACAGCAAGAUGAUAAUGAGAACAACAGAGAGGAUAGAAAUAACAUUGAAACGGAAGAAGAGAAGAGGAAAGAUUUCAUUCCUCAAGCUCUUCAACCUACAUUAGUUUCAUCUGAGAAAAAAAACGGAGGACUGCAAAAUGGAGAUUUAUUGACAGGCAAUACAGAUGCUGAAGAGGCAAACAAGUAUGAAAUAUCUGCGAAAAGAUUCUACAAUUCUCCUUUAUCAAGUUACUCAAGUCCAAGAAGGAUGUUUGCAAAGAAGGAAAAUUCCAUUUCUGAGGAAUCUGCUUCAAUUAUGUUGGCUCAACAAGAGGCAAAUGGUCCAAGAAUAAUUUCAGACAAGGCUAUUACCUUCGAACAAAUGUCACCGACUCUGCAAAAGGUUUUACGACACACGCGCAGACUUUCUUCGAAUAGUAAGACGUUUCAAUGUGAACAAGAAACGCAACAUGUGACAUCGACAGAGAAUGCAUUUUCCGAAACAGCCAUCUCAUUCAAGGAUAACGAUACGAGUUUGAAUACCUCGUCUGUUGAACUUGGAGCUGAUUCUGAAGAAAUAAAAGGUCCCAAGAGUGAAUCUUGCUUAACAAUCAAUAAGGAUGCUCCAGAGACUAUUGAAGAUACUAAGAUAUAUGAUAAUGAAGAUACACGUGUGAGUACGAGGGAAAAAACCAACGAAAGUAAUCGCGCUUCACGAAGAAAUUCGUCGUCGAAGAACGGCUCGCCAAGAAAAUUGCAAGACAUUACAGAGGACUUUUAUUAUGACUUAUUACAUGUACGCAACAAGGACAAUGCUAUUCGGCAAAGGUGUCUCCGACGAAGGCAGAGAUCUUUGAAUAAUUCCGACAAUAUUAAAAAUGGCAAAGUGCGCAUAGAAAUGUUAAAAUUUAUUCAAGAUAUUACGGAAGGUGCUAGAGUAGUGGUGAGACGGCUUAAUAUAGACAAUAAAUCCAAUUUGUCAGAAAGAGGAUCCACGUAGAGGUAAUUAAUUAUAUUGAUAAACGUGCAUACUUUAUUGUGUGUGUAUCCACAAAAUACUGAAUAAUGCAUAUACUCGGAAUUAUAAUGGAUUGUAAAUAAUAAGGUGAUUGUAACUUUUAAUUUCCAACUUUUUAUUUUUAUUCUCUUAGUCUCAAUUCAGC